CUCGAUUCAAUAUGGCGACUCGGACGUACUGCUGAGCGGUUGUGUUUGUCAUGUUAAAUUUUAAGAUUUUUGAGAGUGUUUUCAUAUGUGGCCGUUAAUAUGAUAUCGUCUAUAAUAUCCCGAUUAGUGAUAUUGGUAUUCGGGACCCUCUACCCGGCUUACGCUUCAUAUAAAGCUGUGCGGACGAAGAACUUGAAAGAAUACGUAAAAUGGAUGAUGUACUGGAUAGUUUUCGCAUUGUUCACGUGCACGGAAACGUUCACGGACGUGUUCCUCUCGUGGUUCCCGUUCUACUACGAGGUGAAGAUAGUACUCGUGCUGUGGCUCCUCUCGCCUGCUACCAAAGGCUCCUCCAUUCUGUACAGGAAGUUUGUACACCCGGCGUUGUGCAGGCGAGAACAGGAGAUAGAUGAGUACAUAGCAAAGGCCAAAGACCAGGGCUACCACACAGUGCUCAACCUGGGCACAAAGGGCGUGAACUACGCCACCACAGUUAUUAUGCAGACUGCCAUUAAGAACUUGAAUUUGCCGAGUCCCGAGCAAGAGCGCAGGGCCCUGCCGGGUCGCGACGCCCCCGACGGCUAUCGAGAGCCGUACGACGACCUCGACUACCGACCGGCCGGCGACCGCAGCCUGCCCGGCAUCGUAGAGAUAGUCGAACUCGACAACGACGACUUUCCCGGCGACGACGCCGAUCCGAACGACCCCGACUUUGAGCCCCAAUCCUCUGCCCGCAGCCGUGGCAACGUGGCCAGAAAACGCAAAACCGUAAAGGAAACUAGGCCCAGAAGCAAGUCCAGGGGCCGAAGGACCAGAAGUCAGACCGCCGUCGAGAAGGAAAACAAAGAAAUACUUGUUGACUGAACGCGGCUCAACUCAACUGUGAUGUAGAACGAUUUAGGCUAUGUUUAGGGUUACGUUAACUUUCCAGUGGAUUGUAAAUUUUGACGUAACAUAUCAAGUUUACUCGUUUAGGAAGUUAAUUUCUAAUGCCUACUUGUAACCAUAUGAAUGCCAAAGUUUUCAAUGCCGUUAUUUACGUAUCACAUUUGGCUGAGAGAUGUCUGUGUUGUGAAUCUAGUACUGAGAGUUGUGAAAUUAAAAAUUACAAUAUUUUUGAUAACACAUUAUCGAGAGUAGGUAUCGAGUGUCCAUUGUAUUUAAGCUUUUUACAGUUAUUUUUUUCGAAUCGUAAUAUAAACGUCUGUAGUACUACCUAUUUAUUAGAUUAAAAUUAAAUACGCAGUUUAUGGCAUUUAUGAACGCUCCGCCAUUGUUAUGUAAAGUCACCAUCAGAUAUAUUGAAGGGGCCAUCUGGCCAACAUGAUCAUAAAUUUCUGAACACGCCUCAUUGUUUUGUUUUGUUUUUGAGCAGUCCAACUGCUCUGAUAUAUCUGAUAGCGGGCAUCAUGUCACGACUCACAUCAAACAUCGAAUUUCUUCUGUCUUUCGCUCCAAAAUCGAAAGAGUCACAGAUAAACAAAUAGAAAACAUUAUGAUUUGAUUAUUUGCCAAUUUUGAGGUUGCCUGUCUUUACAUUUUGUUACUUUUAGUUAAAAAAAUCGCGCAUGCUCAAUUAACUUAAUAAAUUUUUAUUGUUUGGAUCUAGAACCUCGCAUCAUGUCAUUGUUAAGACGAUUUUUACUUUUAUAAUUACUUUAACUUUUAUACUACAUUGACUUUAUUUUAGCUAGAUUCAUUAGUUUAAUGCGUAAUAUCAACGCAAAUGUAUGUACACUACUAGACUUGAUUUGAGUGACUGAAUUAGUUAAAUUAAACUUAAUUAAUUAUU
Messenger RNA from Leguminivora glycinivorella, 1792 nucleotides. RefSeq names its product receptor expression-enhancing protein 1 (gene ReepA). Gene Ontology annotation, cellular component: cytoplasmic microtubule; endoplasmic reticulum membrane; endoplasmic reticulum tubular network. NCBI's taxonomy places the organism in Eukaryota, Metazoa, Arthropoda, Insecta, Lepidoptera, Tortricidae. Gene Ontology annotation, molecular function: microtubule binding. The record is from RefSeq and is a predicted model, not a curated record. The transcript has 5 exons. Gene Ontology annotation, biological process: endoplasmic reticulum tubular network organization. Bases 100 to 864 code for a protein of 254 amino acids.